AUGGACGCUCCACGGACUGCGUCAUCAGCCCCGACGUCCCCUUCAGUUCACGAUGCUGGAGACCAUCCGUCGAUCGCCACCGUCGGCGGUGAGAUUAAGCUUCCCCCCUUCUGGGUCAAGAAUCCCCGGGCCUGGUUCUCCCAAGUUGAGGCGCAAUUUGCACUUCGGCAUAUUUUGUCCCAACUUACCAAGUACCUCAACGUUGUGUCCGCGCUGCCCAUGGAGAUCGCCGACCAGGUUGAUUACCUCUUGGCUUCACCACCGCCUGACAACCCCUACGAUCGGCUGAAGGAGGCUAUUCUUUGCCGCACUGAAUGCACCGAGCAAUCCCGGCUUCGCCAACUUCUAUCCGAGGAAGAACUGGGCGAUCGGCGGCCAACCCAAUUACUGCACCGCAUGAAGCAGCUCCUCGGAGACUCGGCUGAUACUCAGCCCUCGAUCCUGCGGGAGCUCUUCCUCCAGCGGCUCCCACAGUAA
Ornithodoros turicata is the source of this 477-nucleotide messenger RNA. RefSeq lists its product as uncharacterized. The record is from RefSeq and is a predicted model, not a curated record. The transcript has a single exon. Lineage: Eukaryota; Metazoa; Arthropoda; Arachnida; Ixodida; Argasidae. The coding region runs from base 1 to 477 and encodes 158 amino acids.